Messenger RNA from Trichomycterus rosablanca, 1009 nucleotides. Its product is annotated as endonuclease domain-containing 1 protein-like. Lineage: Eukaryota; Metazoa; Chordata; Actinopteri; Siluriformes; Trichomycteridae. Gene Ontology annotation, molecular function: metal ion binding; hydrolase activity; nucleic acid binding. The record is from RefSeq and is a predicted model, not a curated record. The coding region runs from base 1 to 900 and encodes 299 amino acids. The transcript is spliced from 4 exons.
AUGGUUGGACAAACUGGUCAGGCGAGCAGGAGUGGUGGCAACUGUGACAAAGAAAAUGACUCUAGCUGCACUGUUCUGUGUUUCCUCAUCGGUGCGUUUGUAAGCCAAACGCAAGGUGAUGUAGUGUCUGAUUUCCAUGAUGAGCCAGAAUGCAUAAAGUUUUUCUACAAAGAAAAAGUGCCAGCAUUGGGGUCUGCCACCCCUGGCACUGCCCGGCUUUGCCAGCACUUUCAGAACAGGUUUCAUUUUGCUACACUAUAUGACACACAUCACCGUAUUGCUGUCUACUCGGCUUACAUCUUUGAGCCCAGCAAUGGAGGAGGAAGAGAAAAACGCUGGUUUGUGGAGCCACAGCUGGUGAACCAGAACUGGGCAGGUGAAAUGAAAGACGGCUAUUGGCUAGGACAAGACUAUCCUGGUAUUUACCAGGGUGAGAGACAGGCUCUGAAUGAGGAUUACACUAACUCAGGGUUCGACCGUGGCCAUCUCAAUCCCAAUGGACACCAUGCAGUGCCGAGUCGUAACGCCACAUUCACUCUCACCAACGUGGUGCCCCAGAACCCUAAACUGAACCAGAAUGCCUGGGCCAAUCAUGAAUCCAACCUGGCUAAGAUGUUCAGAGCUGAGUGUAACAAGGCCUACGUGCUGGUGGGUGCCAUUCCAUCUGCUGACAACUGGAUCAUCAAAAAUAACGUCAAACGCGUCAAUAUUCCAGAGUACAUAUGGAACGCAUACUGCUGCACCAAUCAGAAUGGCUCUCCUAUUCGCAGCGGGGCAGCGAUCGCCCUCAAUACUGAGCAGAACCUAGUUGAACAGUACACACUAAGCGAGCUGAAUACUUUCUUCCAGUUUUACUCCAUCACACCAGUAGGGGAGCUGUUCCAAAAUCAGUGCCAAUAACAGGUUGUAAAGUCACAACACGACAUGAAAAAAGCAAAAAUGUAAAUAUGUUGAAGGCCUGAAAUGCAGAAAUGGAUGUAUAUCAACAACUGAAACAAAACAUGAAAUA